AUGGCAGAGCUAUUUUCCUCUGAUCGUUCUGGACAGUACAAAGGUGAACUCAAGGAGUUCUCAGGUGCUAACCACACCUUAACAUACAUACUAACACAAACAGAACCCAACAGGCUGUUCUGCGACCACAACGCCACCGUCUCCAUCUUCUGGUCGCCGUUCCUGCUCAAGGGCGUCGAGAAGUCGGAGCACGACGGCGUGCGCUACAACCAGGUGUUCCUGGACGCGUUCGACGAGCGCUGGAUGUCGCAGCUCGGCGCCAUCGACGCCGCCGUGCUGUCCGCGGGCCACUGGUUCCGGAUCCCCAGCGUCUACCACGAGGGCGGCAGGGUCGUCGGCUGCCACGGCUGCGACGCGGCGGAGUUCAACCACACCGCUGUCGCCGAGAUCAGCUUCUUCUCCAUGUUCAGGGACGCCGUCAGACGGACGCUCGCCGAGGCCACCCGCCGGCAUCACGAGCAGCAGCACAGCGGCGCCGGCGUGAAGCUGGUGGUGAUGACCAUGUUCUCGCCGUCGCACUUCGAGGGGCAGUGGAACGAGGGCGCCCCGUGCAAGAAGAAUGCCGACACGGAACUGGGGUACACCGAGACGGAGAUGCGGUUCGCGGCGGUAGACGUGACGGCGCUGGCCAACCUGCGGCCGGACGGCCACCCGGGCCCGUACAUGCGCAAGAACCCGUUCGCCGCCGGCAACACGGGCGGCCGGCCGGUGCAGCACGACUGCUUGCACUGGUGCAUGCCCGGGCCGGUGGACACAUUUAACCAGAUACUGCUCCAGACCAUCCUCCGCUAG
This is a messenger RNA of Miscanthus lutarioriparius, 792 nucleotides long. Lineage: Eukaryota; Viridiplantae; Streptophyta; Magnoliopsida; Poales; Poaceae. The record is from the annotation of a GenBank genome assembly.